AGGCGUAGAGGCGUCUUCGGCUGCCAUUUUGUAGCGUCUCCGCUCCCGUUCGCAGCUCCUCCUCCUUCCGCGUCUCAUCCUUCUCUUGAGCGGGGACAGGAGGGGGGCUUCGGUCGCUCUCUAGGCCCCUUCGGUAGCAGCGCUGUAGCCAGGCCCAGCCUCGCUUCCUCCUCCUCCUCCUCCGCCUCCUUCCUUCCUUCCUCCCUUCAUCCUCCCUUCUCCGCCAUUUGCUUCUCUCUCUUCCUCCCCCUCCAUCGAGCGUAGGCGAUGGGGACCAGGCUGCUGGGGCUGAGCAGCGGCAGCAUCAGCGGCAGCAUCGGCAACAGCAGCAGAGCGGGCGGCCCGGUCCUGGUGAAGAAGAGCGCAGCGGGGAUGGGCGAGCUGGGCGGCUCCUUGGCCCUGGAGGCCUCCUCUUGACAUGGCUCCCGCCCGCUUCCCUCGAGCCAGGCCCAGCAGCAGCAGCAGCAGCGACGCCAAGGCCGCCUCCACCGGCUGCGGAUAGGCGCCACCGACACACACCGCCCCUUCCCCAGGCCGCCUCCCUUCCUUUAUUACUACUAGUAGUAUUACUCCUAAACCAAGGGGAGCUCUCUACUUCCUAAGCUGAGGAAGGAGGGCAGGGAAAGGAAAGGAAAGGAAGGGGGUUCUUCCAAAGAGGCAAAAGCAGCAGCUCUAAACCUUCACUAAACCACCACAAAAAGGGGAGGGAAGGGGGGCUCCUUCCCUGUCACCACUUCUUCCCCCUUGUUUGCAAUCUGUGCAACCUUUUUACUCCCCCCUUCCUUUUAUCUUUUGGCAAUUGACAUCUUUGGCGUGUCACACACCCCCCCCCCCCAUUUUGUAUUUUAAUUGUAAUUUUUCCUUAUCAUUAUUACCAUCAAGUUAAGAAGGCCAUGGCUGCCAGGAGGAACAGUUCUGGGCGGUGGAGGGAGUAGGCAGCACAGGCCCUUUCUUUCCUCCCCCUUUUCCUCCCUUUCUUUUGGCAAUUGAAAUCUUGGCGUCUUUCCCCCUGCCUUCCUACCUUUCAUUUUUUAAUUGUCAUUUUUCCUUAUUAUUAUUACUAUUAUUUAAAGUUGUGAAGCCCAUGGCUGCCAGAGUGAAUAAUUUGGGGUGGAGGAGUGAGUAGGCAGCACAGGCUAGCCCCUUCCGUCCUCCUUUUCUUUUCUUUCCACCUCCUUUCCCCUUCCUUCCUUUUCCAGCAAUAGCCAUGCCCAGCCCCAUCUGAGAGGCAGAAAGAGAAGAAGGAGGAGGAAGAAGAGGAGGAAGACCAUCCUUUCUGGCUGUUGCCUGUGGGACAGACACAGGGAAGGCACGCCUUCCUGGGAUGUAGGCCUCCCCUUUUUGCUUCAGGUCCAGCCAAGCCUUCAGGCCAGAGAGGCUCCUCUUCUCUCUCUCUCUCUGUCCCCCCAAUGGCCACCGCCAUGACCCCUCUCCUCUGUGACAGACACCGCCUCAGGGCGACCAUGUGCCUGAGGACCAGCAGGAUGAAGCUAGAAAUGACUCUGCUCUUUCCCAAGCUCCUUGCUCCUCUGCCAGCCAGCACCCCCUUCCUCUUGUUUGCGGUCGAUGGUUUUCUCGUCGGUAGGGAAACAACGUCUAACAGCCUCCUCCCGGGACAGCCGCUCCUCCAGCUCUGCAAACCCUCCUCCGCUUUCUACCAAGCCGAAUAAUUCCUUUUUGUAAAAAUAUAAAAUUAAACAUAAAAGCCAGGCAGCAUAGCAAUAGCAAAACAAACACAAGUAAACCCCCCAAAAAGCCAACCUUAAUAAUAAUAAUCAGCAGAGUCAUGAAUCCGGGCGGGUUAGCACACGGUCUUUAAUUUCGAUUUUGUUUGGGGUUUGUGGCAGAGGGGGGGCGUUGGGGCGAAAAACCAACAACGACGCCCAAAUGGAUUGGGUCCAUGCCGAUUGUUGCUUUUUCUUAUGCAUACAAAUUGUGAUAAGAUUUCCCCCCCGUUCUCGCCCGUUUAUUCCCGUGGUUUAAACAACUGUGUAUAUCAGUGUAUUUUAUUCAAAUUUCUUUGGGCUUUUUGAUAAUACUGCGCAAACUCUUUUUUUUUCCCGUCCAACGAUGGUUGGGCUACUACUUAUUUUGUUUUAUGACCCCUCUAAUAAGACAGUCUCGUAAAACAAUUGCCAGAGGUGCAUUUUUUGGGUUACGCCUGUGUUUUCCUGAUUCAGUGAUAUGGGCAGGAAUAAAAUGACUUGUUUCUGUUGUACUCGAGUCUUAUGAAAAAAGGGCCCAUAGUUUAGUGUCGGUUUCCAAAGGCUUUAGCACCAUCUGUAUUACAAAAUGGGGGACCCAAACUCCCGGAAGAAACAAGCUCUGAACAGACUUCGCGCUCAGCUUAAAAAGAAAAAAGAAUCUCUAGCUGACCAGUUUGAUUUCAAGAUGUAUAUUGCCUUUGUAUUCAAAGACAAGAGGAAAAAGUCAGCGCUCUUUGAAGUGUCUGAAGUGAUACCAGUAAUGACCAAUAAUUAUGAAGAAAAUAUCCUGAAAGGUGUGCGGGAUUCCAGCUAUUCCUUGGAAAGUUCCAUAGAGCUUCUACAAAAGGAUGUAGUACAGCUGCAUGCACCCCGCUAUCAGUCUAUGCGCAGGGAUGUGAUUGGCUGUACACAGGAAAUGGACUUCAUACUUUGGCCUCGGAAUGAUAUUGAGAAGAUAGUCUGUCUUCUGUUUUCUAGGUGGAAGGGAUCAGAUGAUGAGCCCUUUAGGCCUGUUCAGGCCAGGUUUGAAUUUCAUCAUGGUGACUAUGAAAAACAGUUUCUGCAUGUACUGAGCCGAAAGGACAAGACUGGAAUUGUUAUAAACAACCCUAACCAGUCAGUGUUUCUCUUCAUUGACAGACAGCACUUGCAGACUCCAAAAAACAAAGCUACAAUCUUCAAGUUAUGCAGCAUCUGCUUGUAUCUGCCACAGGAGCAGCUCACCCACUGGGCGGUUGGUACCAUAGAGGAACACCUCCGUCCAUAUAUGCCAGAGUAGGAUACUGGCCAGCAAAAUGGGGAAGAUCACAGAAUGCAGGAGUGUGUUUUUUCACUUUUCUCACCAUUUAUUCUUUUGGAGUUGAAGAAAAUGGACACAUGUUCAGAACACUAUCCAUCGUGGAACUUGAUCAUCCUGGAUUUUUUUUAAUCAUUUGUAUCUCAGAACUUUAAUUUUUUUUUAGAUGUUUUCUGCAUGGACCUGGUGAAAGAGAAUGCUCUGCAUAUUUCUGCACUGUAUGAGCAUCUUACCAAAAUGUGAAAUGAAGGGACUGUAAUACACUGAAAGAAAUAUAUCUGAGAGCACAAAGUGAUCAUUUAUGGUGGUGUUUCCAUUUGUGCUGGUCAUGUCCCCCAAUACCAGUAUUCAUAGGGUGAGAAGUGAAUGUAAUGGUCUAAAAGCCUUAUAAGCUUUGCCGUUAACAUGAUUGUAUCAGCUGUGUCAGAUUCAUUCUGAUGAAAGAAAGUCUAUGGCUUGUUACAGUAGAUUGCUAACCAUGGGAAAGAAAUUUCAAGGCACUAUUUGCCUCUCUUAUUUUGCUUGGCCAUGUUUAAGUUUGCUGGCAUUCUCAGUUUUGGAUCUCUUUCCCCAGUUUGCUGUAUAACUAAACGUAGAGUGUUCUGUUGAGUUGAAUACAUUUUUACAGACCUGGAGUCUGAAGUAGCCUAAAGCAGCUAAAUUUUAAAAUAGCAGCUGCAGAAACUAUAUUGGCAGAGGAUUAUUUUUUUCUGAGAGUUGACUUCUUGCUGGUGAACUGCGUAGGAAAUACUGGUUUCCAAAACAUUUCUUACGAGAAACCCUCUGAAGUUCUUUCUUGGGAUGGGGGUGGGGAAGGGAGGGAGGAAUAUCCUGAAGCAGUUGUGGAUUUAAUUGUAAAAUAUUGUUUGGAGUGUCAAAGUUGGUUUGACAAAACAUAUUUUGUUUAAGAUUGUGCAAUGAACAUAAGGAAGACUACUGUAUAGUUUUGGCAAAGAAUGCUUUGCUUAAGGGUUGAGUAAUUUUACUGAAGUAAAUCUGUAUAAGCCUACUCCCUUUGGGUAAAUCUAGUGCUUAUCUGUUUAAAAUUUGUAUUUAGCUUUUGUUUGGAAUUGGAAAAAAGGAAAUAAAUUAGUUGAACAAUGA
This is a messenger RNA of Sceloporus undulatus (fence lizard), 4107 nucleotides long. RefSeq names its product chromosome 4 C6orf62 homolog (gene C4H6orf62). Bases 2293 to 2985 code for a protein of 230 amino acids. The transcript has 5 exons. Lineage: Eukaryota; Metazoa; Chordata; Lepidosauria; Squamata; Phrynosomatidae. The record is from RefSeq and is a predicted model, not a curated record.